Molecule: messenger RNA, 276 nt
Organism: Talaromyces marneffei
Lineage: Eukaryota; Fungi; Ascomycota; Eurotiomycetes; Eurotiales; Trichocomaceae
Exons: 2
Coding region: 1-276 (91 amino acids)
Source: RefSeq, a predicted model, not a curated record
AUGUUUGAAAGUCUUGCUUCUCUCAAUACGGACACCUGGGCAAGUUCAUCCCAAGCCUACCUGGAUGACGAGAGUGUACUUGCCCUCGAAUACCAGGCAAAUCCGUACCAAAUCGACACACACGAGAUGUCUGGAAGGUGGCAUAAUGUGUGCAGGGGUAUAACAGAUAUUCUUUCCAAUCAGCCGAUUUCGGACACUGCAAGGUUCCCUGGCUUACCGUUUGGUAUUCAUGUCUGGGAUCCGCCGAAACGAGUUCUGCAUUUCCAGGAGGCAUAA